Thunnus maccoyii (southern bluefin tuna) is the source of this 3413-nucleotide messenger RNA. It is a transcript of the gene uvssa, whose product is annotated as UV-stimulated scaffold protein A. Gene Ontology annotation, biological process: response to UV; transcription-coupled nucleotide-excision repair. Gene Ontology annotation, molecular function: RNA polymerase II complex binding. NCBI's taxonomy places the organism in Eukaryota, Metazoa, Chordata, Actinopteri, Scombriformes, Scombridae. The coding region runs from base 497 to 2851 and encodes 784 amino acids. The transcript is spliced from 15 exons. The record is from RefSeq and is a predicted model, not a curated record. Gene Ontology annotation, cellular component: chromosome.
AUACUGAAUGCAGGUUUUUAUUUUUGUGCAUGUGUUUGUCAGGUAAAAGGCUACAGAGAGAAAACUGCUGCUCUGGCAGUGAUAAGUCUGCACCUUUAUUAGUAUUAGCACUGUGCACAUGUGUGCAGAAACAAAGCAUCAAAAGUUGCUACAGCUUCCUCUCUCCUGGCAUGGUUUUCUCUUUCCUUGCAUGGUUUCUUUGCAUCUUUAGUGGGGCGGACUAAGGAAAAGAUGGAAGUGAGGGAAAAGUGGAUGCAAUUUAAGGGAAUUGGGAUGUAUCCCUGGUUUACUGGGACACUAACAGAGCCAUCGUUAAUGAUAUCAGUAACACCUGUGCGUUUACUAUGACAAAGCAAAAUGUCUGUUGAGAAAAAGGCAGGCUUAUAACAUCUGUGAAGCCCCAGCUGAGGCCCAGCUCCACUGACAGGACGGGAACAGGAACAAAUAACAAAUAAAGCUCCAACAUCACCUUUUCUGGUUGUGUUAAUGUCUGGUGAUGGAGCUGUCUCAGAGGGACAGGCUGUCAGAGCUGGUGGAGGAACUGACCACAUCAGGACAGCAGCAGCUCAACCAGGACAAGAUGAAGGAAAUCAAGAAGAUCUGCAAAGUGUCCAAUGACUGCAUAGACCACGUGUACCACUCGGUGAUGUCCCAGCUCAACCAAGAACAUGCUGAGAUCCGACUGUCAGCCUUCCAGAUCGCUAGUGAGCUCUUCUCCAGAUCACACCACUUCAGAACCCUGCUGGUGGACAACCUCCAGGAGUUCUUGGAGUUGACUGUGGAGACGGACUCGGAGCAGCCCCUCCCUCCUCCUAAAGAAGUAGCCAGGAAACUGAGGUCACUGGCCAUCCAGACUGUCCAGUCGUGGCAGGCCUCCUAUGGGACGGCGUAUAAGAAGUUGGCACUGGGCUACCACUUUCUCAAACAGGUCAAGAAGGUGGACUUCCAGGAUGCUGAAGCCAGGACUGUAGCAGAGAGGAGGAGGGAGGAGGAGAGGCAGAGGAAAAUGGAGAGGAUCUACAAGGAGAGAGUGGAGGCAGCCACCAAAGACAUGGAGGAGGCGUACCAGGACAUCGAGGCGACACUGACAGAGAUGGAGUCCUGUAUGAAGCUGCUUUUCCCUAAGUUUGACCUCACAGAUGACCAGACAACCAACAGCAGCCCUCCAAACUCCCAACCAGCCAAUGAGUGUGUGCCUGAUGAUGAACAGCCCUGCUGCAGCAAAGACCUGAAGGAUGACAAGAGAGAAGAGAAGACACAAGGGAGGGAGGAGGGCAGAAAAGAAAAGAAAGACAAAGAAGUGACAGAGGAGAAGAGAGACAACAGAGAGAAGAAAAAAGCAAAGGAAAAUAAGGAGAAAAGCUCUGAUGAUGAGGAGAGGGAGGAUAAGAAGAAGAGGAGGGAUGGGAAUGAGGAAGAGAAGACUGGAGAGAUGGAGGAAAGGCAGAGGGAGGGAGAGGAGGACGAUGAUGCUAAGGAAGAGGAGGGAAGUAGUGAAGAAGAGGAGGAGGAGCUUAUUGAUGAAGACUUGUUUAUUCGGAACUCUGGGCUCAUCUCUCAUUCGUAUCGUCUGGACCUGAACCUCAGUCCUGGUCUUCAUGUUAAGGAGACAGAGGAUAAUGAGGCGGUAGUUUCCACGGUGAUAGACCUCCAUAGACUGAUAACAACCAAGCAUCUACCAGCAGUGCAGGGCUGGGUUCAGGUCUUCACCAAGUCAGGAGCUGAGCAGCAGCUGCUGAGGAGAGCGCUGGAUCUGAAGAAGUCUUUAGAAGCUGCCCUGCAGAAGCACAAAGAGCUUCACAUCGACUACAAGUCCAGGUUUCGCAAAGUGGUUAAAACUUCUUCAGAUGGAGAAGGCAGUGAUGAUGAAGAUGAUUUUGAUGAAGUUCCAGAGAAAGAGGGAUAUGAGCCACACAUUCCAGAGCAUCUCCGAGCCGAGUAUGGUUUGGAUCCCUCUCCUUCUACCUCAGCAGCACCCGUCACAAAAAAGACUCCUGCUAAAAGACCUGCGGCUCCAGCCCCGCCCCCGUCCUCCUCUUCCUCCUCUUCCUCCAUCAGGAGACUAAAGCGACUCAUGGAAGAGGAGGCGGAUCCAACCUGUGCUGCUGCCACACUGCGCCUCCUCAAACAGAACAUCCCUCUGCCAGCAGAGUCCAGCAGCUCCUCUGGUCCCAGUUCAUCCCAGUCCACUUCAGACCAGAAGGCUGUUGAUGCUCCAGUGGUUCCUUUCGGUUUGGACCUGUACUACUGGGGCCAGGAGCAGCCCAAUGCUGGCAAGAUCAUCAAGUCGGCCUCACAGCAUCAGUUCUGGGUUCCCAUUGACGUGGAGGAGGAGGUGGAGAACAAGGAGCUGCUGGCGGAGAGCAAGAGCAGAUACAUCUCCUUCCCUGGUAGCUUCACUCCUGUCAGCCAUUACUGUAGAGCACCGCUGGGCAACGGAAAGCUGUGUCAGAGACAGGACCGGCUCAAGUGUCCUUUCCACGGGCCAAUCAUCCCUCGAGAUCAGGAGGGUCGACCCUGCAGGCAGGAGGACCGACUCCGAGAGGAGAAGGAGGAGAGGAGGAAGAGAGAGGAGCAGCCAGACUGGCGGGAUGCAGAGCUGAUGCAAGACAUCGAGGCGGCAACAGGAGAAGACCUGGGGUCUAGCAGAGCGGGUAAAAAAGGGAAAGGGAAGAAGAAGAAAUACCCCAACCUCAGUGAUCUGAAGCAGAGUGCCAACACGUCCCGCUCCAGACUGGAGAGAAAAGUCUUCAACAAGAGCUCCAUGCGCAGAGUAGCUGAGGCGAUGAGUAAAUCUGACAGGAGGAAACACGACAAGUUCUCCAACCAGUUCAACUAUGCUCUCAACUGACCUGCAGUCAGAUCAGCUGAAGCAGGACAGAGCGAGUUUUAAUGGGUUUAAUUUAUUGUAUGUGAAUCUGGUUGACAGAAUGUGACUGAAAUAUUUUUUUAAAACUAUGUUUAAACACUAUGGUGCAGUUUGAGUUAUUAUACUGGUGUCUGAUAAGCUUCCAUUUGGUGUCUGAUAAGCUUUCAUUAAGAACUGUUCAUGAUGAAAUGGACUAAUAUCAAUGAGGGAAUGUGUUGCCUUGUUGAAACUGAGUGUACAUGUGCAGCUUCAGAGACAUUUCUGAUAAAUAAUGAAAUAUCAGAAAAUUUCAAAUGAGAUUUCUGUAUUUAAGAUGUGUUGUCCAAACAGUUGUGUUUAAUAUUGCCUUUCCUACCUGCCAAAUCCACUUAACACUCUCGGUUUUGUACAUCCGACUGAAUUUCUACUCUACUACUGGUUUUUGAAUUUGUUUCUUAUUUCUUAUAUUUGGAUUUUGAGGUAUUAAAGACAUUUGGAAUUUCAAAAUGUUUCAACAGGUUUCAAAGAUUUGUACCAGAAGUAAACUGUAAAUCACUUUGCUGGG